Molecule: messenger RNA, 1349 nt
Organism: Varroa destructor (honeybee mite)
Lineage: Eukaryota; Metazoa; Arthropoda; Arachnida; Mesostigmata; Varroidae
Product: gem-associated protein 6-like
Biological process (GO): spliceosomal complex assembly; spliceosomal snRNP assembly
Cellular component (GO): SMN complex; nucleus
Source: RefSeq, a predicted model, not a curated record
ACUUCAGCUUUCAGGAAGUGUGCGGCCGAAAAUCAUUCACUCACUCGUUGGAACCAGUGACAUGGAUACCAGCACAUAUCUAACGGUUUAACUCACUCGAAAGAGUCGCCUGUACACUCAGCACACUGGUCACAUUAAACAGGAAAAAUAUUUGCAAAGGCUAGCUGCGACAAACGACAAAGACUGGAAAAUACGCCUGUGCGACUAAUAAGCGCAUAUAUUCAUACGUAAAUUCGAACCUCCUUCGCCUAAACCAAGAUUCAUAUACUUUGUGUUUCCAUUUAAAGUACAACAAGCAAACAUUAUUCUGCAAAUCUUAUUAUCCAACAGACCAUUCAUCGUCGAAUAUGCGUGGAUUAGGGGUAGCGAAAAGCUUCGUUUCCACACAUUGUUUGACCAGGCCUUCACUGGUCGCCCGGAGGCAAACAACAGCAACGCGCUCGCCCCGUGUCCUGAUGUCGACUUCAGCGCAGGCUGUACAAAAUACAGUCGCCACUUCAGAAGGAGAAUGGAAAAAAAUACGAGAUGACCCAGUGCAGUUAGAGGCUCUUCUGUUCAAAGAAGCUAUAGUACGGUGCGAGGGAAAUUAUUGUUAUAUGGGUGUAGUGCAGGCAAUCGACCCAGUCUCAAAAAGUCUAAUCGUGGCUCAGCUAAACGGGCAAAAGGACAUAACUAACCUCGUGUUGUGCAUGGGCUCGUCUAUAGAAGACGUUUUCGUAGGAGAGGGCACAUCCAAGCAUGGCGCGCUAGUCCAAACGCUUUUCAAACAGCAGACCAAGGAGGAGAUUUCUCCUACUAGGUUGAACGCCUUGCGUGAUCAUCUACUUAGUCACCUGAGAGCCCAUCAGUUACCUGUCGAAAUAGACCUCAAAGACGGUGAGACGUUGCGAAUCGCACAGAUUGCCUACAUCGCACCGCCGUACACUGUUAAAGAGGUAUACUGCCAGAACGAAAUAGUGAUGGAACGCAUUACAAAACUGGUCGAGGAAAUACCACCUAUGCAAGCGUCGACUGAGACAAAUAUCACCCUGUCGUCUUGAUUGGUCCAAAAAGAUUUGUUAGUAUUUGAAUUGUUGUUUUUUUUUGUUAAUGAAUUCGGAAGCAAUAGUGGUUGAGCGCCUUACCGUGUAUUAAUGAUCACUAUGCAGUUAAGCCCAUUGCGCUGGGUCUUACACGAAGCAAUGCUUUUCGUGAUCAAUGUGUGUAUAAUAUAUACAUUAACACAUGCAAAUACUCUAAAUGUGUUUGACAAUCCUUUGUAGUUUACUCAGGCAGGGUGAAAGGGCCAGAAAUUCUGUUCUUAUAUAUAUAUAUAUAUAUAUAUAUAUAUAUAUAUAUAUAUAUAAAUA